This is a messenger RNA of Lampris incognitus (smalleye Pacific opah), 2012 nucleotides long. RefSeq names its product DENN/MADD domain containing 2Da (gene dennd2da). NCBI's taxonomy places the organism in Eukaryota, Metazoa, Chordata, Actinopteri, Lampriformes, Lampridae. The transcript has 14 exons. Gene Ontology annotation, cellular component: nucleoplasm; cytosol. The record is from RefSeq and is a predicted model, not a curated record. Bases 161 to 1708 code for a protein of 515 amino acids.
CUCCGGUGUAGCGGCUGAACCGUUUCCAGGAAGUCACGUUUCGGCGUUCAGCUCGUUGGAACUCAGUUUGAUGCAACGGGAAUGGAGACGCUGAACUUCCGGAUGUGAUCGGACCCGUUCAGAGGAUUUUAUUCGAGUAUCGGUCUGCAAUUUCGGGGAGAUGAAUGGAGAGGUGAGGAGGAGGACCGGGCAACGCGGACACAGACAUGACAGACGCAGAUGGACUGAGCAGCCCGAGAGUAACCUGGGAGCCGCUGGGAGGGAAGGUACCUCGCAGUCUGAACCUGGAGGUGAGGACAAUGGACCUCUCAAGAGGAUUACCGCCUUGUGGUCUUCGUUCCGCCGAGGGAAAGGAAACCGGAUGAAGGCUGCAGCAGCUCCAGAAGCGGAGGACCCUCAGACGGAGGAUGGAGCAGCCAGGGAGCAGCGAUUCUACAGCAGCCAGCAUUUCUUUGAGUACCUGGUGGUGGUCAGCCUGAAGAAGUCUCCCGAUGGAAACUACCAGCCUCAGAUCACCUACCAGUUCCCCAAGAAAGACGGGAUGGUGAGGUUUCAGAAAGAGGAGGAGGAGAAGACGCUGAAGGCCAUCACUCUGUUCUGUUUCCCGGAGGGCAUCAACUGGGCUCCCCUGACAGAAUACCACAGUGAGACCUUCUCAUUCGUUCUCACGGAGGUUGACGGCAGCAGACGGAACGGAUACUGCCGGAGGCUACUGCCCAACGGGAAAGGAGCCCGGCCCCCCGAGGCGUACUGUAUCAUCAGCCGGCUGGCUUGUUUCGGUCUCUUUUCCAAGAUCUUUGAUGAGGUUGAAAAACGCCGUCAGAUCUCCAUGGCCAUGAUCUAUCCUUUCAUGCAGAAGCUGAGGGAGGCUCCAUUCCCCGCACCAGGAAACACGGUGGAGAUAAAAAGCUUCAUCCCCGAGUCCGGCACUGAGAUCAUCAGUCUGACUCGGCCGUUGGAUUCGUGGAUGGAGCAUGUCAACUUUCACACACUUUUCCACUGCCUGACAGAUGAAGAGGUCCUGCAGGUGUUCGCUGCCACGGUCCUGGAGAGGCGAAUCGUCUUCAUCGCCAACGAACUGGGCACCUUAUCCCAAGUCAUCCAUGCUGUAGCCACCCUUCUGUACCCCUUCGCCUGGCAGCAUACUCUCAUCUCCAUCGUCCCGGAGAUCCUCAUUGAUGUGGUGAUGGCCCCGACGCCCUACCUGCUGGGGGUUCAGAGACGUUUACUGGAUCAGGUCACCGAACAAAGCGAUGUGAGCGAUCUGCUGGUGGUGGAUCUGUCUGAGGAGAAGGAGAGCACGUUCAUUGUUUCAAUCGGCGAUGAAAACUCUAUUCUGCCCCCUAAGCUUCAAGAGGAGAUACUACAGGCACUAAGCAACAAAAAUGGGAAAACAAGUGUGGAAGACUUCAACAGCGUGGUUUCAGAAGCCUUCCUGCCUUUCUUUGUGAAGACAGUUGGCCAUUAUGCCUCCUAUGUGAAACGAUCUCGUAAAAGUGAGAAAGGGACGUUUGAGAAAAGGAGCUUCUACAAGGCCAUCGAGUCCAAGACGACUCGGCACUUUGUCAAGAAGUUCAUGCAGACGCAGAUGUUUGACCUCUUCAUCCAGGAAGUGGAGCAGCAGCAGCUGGGACCGCAGCAAGGAAUAUUCAAUAAAAAGAUUCUCGAAUUCCAGAAUAAGGAAAAGCACAAGACAAAGAAGACGUAACCACUCUGUGAAUACACUGAACGAGGCCAUCUUUGUAAAUAGGGGAUUUAAAUACAAAGGAUGUGAACUUUCUUGAUGUCAGUGUAAUUGUUGUACUCGAUGUCCUAUUUCAUGUACAGGUUUUAUUGGGAUUCUAAUUCAGUGGUCUACUGAAUGUUGCUGCUACGUUAUGAAACAUGCUGGAGGCCAAAAUCAGGUUUCGUCAUUAAUAUAUUUCGUGAAUCUGUUCAAGUCUUUCGCCAAAGUAUAAAACUGUCACUGAAUACGACCAGAAUGUUUUUAAAAAUAAAGGUUUCUAAUUUAU